Molecule: messenger RNA, 2625 nt
Organism: Planococcus citri (citrus mealybug)
Lineage: Eukaryota; Metazoa; Arthropoda; Insecta; Hemiptera; Pseudococcidae
Exons: 7
Coding region: 241-2079 (612 amino acids)
Source: RefSeq, a predicted model, not a curated record
AAAAUAAUUUAUAUUUUUCAUGCGAUAUGCAAUGAUAAGUGAUUAUAUGUAUUGCAUCUGUUAUCUCAAUCUAUUGGUUUCAUUUGGUGCGACUGUUCUUCACGUUUUAGCUCGUUGCUUCUUAUAAAGAAUAGGUAUAGAGAAUUUCGGUCGUAUAUGUUGCUCAAUUCAAAGUGACAAGAAUUUUAUAACUAAUGUCGUGUUCGUAGAGUCGAUUUUUUUGCUAUAUUUUCGGUCGAGAUGCUCGAAAGAAUAAUGGAACGGCGACGAAGACUCGAAAUUUGGAAUUAUGAACCUAUCGACUUGUCUAAAAAAAAAGUCGUCGAGUUGCAACAACAGAAGAUGGAAAAGCGAAGAAUCGAAUGUGAAAAUUACGAGCCGAUUGAUUUGACUGAGCGAAAUAAGAAAACUACAGAAUCUAGUAUAGAUUUACACGUUUCAACAAUUUCACUCAUGGAAGAAGAAAUGUCAAAUAUCGAUACCGAAUUCGGUCUACAUCUGUCCUCGAUUUUCGAUCCUUCUGCAUUUGACGUGGCAGACCAACGAGAUCCACCUGCACCGAACAGAGUCCAACCAGACCAAAAUCAAGUCCAUCAAAAUCCUUUCCAGCCUGACGAAGUUGAACAAAAUUCAUCUGCAGCUGAUGACACAGUCCAAAUAGUGGAGGAUACGAGAAAUGCGGCUCGAUUGAUUUAUCUACAAGCUGAACGGGAUUUUCAUCAUCUGAUAUAUCGUACCUUAUCGCAUGAAGUCGAAGCGCAAUCUAAAAAUUCAAGCAGCUGGCCGAUAUCGGGCUCCAAAAUUAUAGCUCUACAGAACAAAGCAAAAGUGUACAUCGAUGAACUCAAGGCUUUAGCUGAUAACACGACAUAUGACCAUAACAGCCCAGCUGCUGCAAUGUCACCAAAUGAGGAAUCUAGAAUGAAAGACUACUCUCGCGACACUUUUGGUUAUCGAAUUGUGUCCAUCGAUGAGAGUGUGCUGGAUGUUCCAGCGGACAAGACGACGUUUGACGAUAAUAUCCCAACCCUAAUACCACCAAACGAGGACUCUAGAGUGAAAAACGUCUCACUCAACACUUCCGGUAAUCAAAUUGUGUCUGUCGAUGGUAAUAGUUGCAAAGCUUUAGCUGAUAACACUAAGUUUGGUGAUAAUAUUCCAACCACAAUACCAUCAGACGAGGAAUCUAGAUCGGAAAACGUCUCAUUCAAAUCUUCCGGUAAUCAAACUGUGUCUGUCGAUGAGAAUAGUUGCAAAGCUUUAGCUGAUAACACUAAGUUUAGUGAUAAUAUUCCAACCACAAUACCAUCAGACGAGGAAUCUAGAUUGAAAAAUGUCUCCGUCGACACUUCCAGCUCUCAAAUUGUGUCCGUCGACGAAAGCAUGUCGUAUGAACCUAGCUAUAACAUCCCAUCUGAAUAUUCCUCCUUUGACACUUCCGGUUAUCAAAUUGUGCCCGCCGAUAAGAAUGGGCGGUAUCGUCUUCCACUUGUGACCAAUUGGAGCAAAUUGAGCACUCUUGGUUAUGUGCAAUUACUAAAAAUCGAGCAGAACUGGAGGAACGCAACCAUGUUUACAAAAAUUGGAAACCGUGAAAUUUAUCACUCCGAUAAAAUACCAAUAUGGGAUGCAACCAAUCCACAGGCGACUAAACCUGAGUUGCUAAAAAAUUAUGAUUCUCACAAAGAUGAUACGUUCAAAAAUGGUUUCGCUUUACCGUUCGAUCACGUUUGCAUGUUUGUUUUCGCGUGCAGAAAAAAUACGUGUCGUUAUUUUCACGAUGUCCUUAGUUCUGUCCAGGCACAUGAAAAAGCAAAUGGACAUACUUUUUCUUAUACGAAACGUGCAAGACCACAAGACGAAAAAUCUGACGAAGAAUAUGACCAUGAUAAAACAAGCGAGAAAAAUCAAAGUCGAGAUGUAGAAGAAUUCAUCUGCCUAGAACAAUCAUCACGACCGAAGAGACGCUGUACUGAAAAAAAGCUAUCCCGGUUUCAGUCCGAGCCUUUGGUACUACAUGGUCGAAGGUCCAAGCCUCAAAACAAGCCUCAGUCCUACGGUUUGUGUACACUAUUUUAAAUGUUCCACCGACUGGCUGCAGAAGGAGUAAAAGAAACGUUUGGAAGUUGGCAAAUCCGCCCCAAACAAACGAAAAUCAUAUUCUGACAAUAAAGCUCGAGAGUUGUCAAUAAGACGUAUGUUAUCUACCUCGUAUCCAGAAAACCUAUAUUUCAGGAUCGCAGAAAGGAGCUAUACAGAAGAACUUGUGUCCAGCAAGUAGAUAUAAUUUCGUUUUAAAUGAUUCGUUACCGUAUUUCUUGUUAAUUAUUUUAUUUUUUUAAAUUUUAAUUUGUGAUUUGACAUGUCUCGAAAGCGUCAUUCUAAAAGAUACUUACAGCUGCGAUCUCAUGUUUAAUAAGGUCUAUCUAAUUACCCAAGAUGUUUAACUGAGAUUUGUGAAAUCGUUGAAAAAGAGAAAAGAGCUGACGCUUUCGAAACUUGAUGUUUCGUUUGUUUUUUAUUUUUCGUUUUAUUACUAAGCUUAUGAAGUUAUUAACAUAUACCUACCUAAUUCUAUUUGUUAAGUAUUUGUAUCGGUUUAUUUAAUGUAGGUAAUUUUUAUCA